GAUAUUACAAGUCAUUUGUUUAAUUAAAACUAUGGGUUAUUAUGUUUAUAUGAGUGUCAAACUAGUGCUUCAAAUAAACUUUAUUAUCAUUUUGUUUCACUUAUAUAAUUGUGAUUCAUUUGGAAGUGGAGAUUAUGACGAGGGGUUCCUCCAUAAUGUCGAACAAACAGAUCAAAAGUUCUCUACUGUCAGUAUUAUUGAUCCGAAGGAACAAAUCAUCGAUGACUUCGGCGUCGAUAAGCCUCGUGUCGACACUGAUCCAGACACUAUCGGUGAGAAAUCAACACUUGAAGAUAAAAAACCAGACAUCACAUCACCUGAAAUCAUAACAAUUAAAGGCGAAAGAGGAGAAAAGGGUGAAAAAGGAGAUACAGGGGAAAGGGGUCAAAAGGGUGAGUGUGUUUAUAGUGAAGACAUGCGAUUAUUUUAUGAGACAUCGACCUCCAGCUCAGUGAUCAACACAUGUCAGUGCAAUAUAAGUGAAAUUAUUUCCAAUCCACAAGUUAGAGGUCAAAAAGGAGAUAUGGGUCCCAUUGGACCUCCUGGACCACCAGGACCUCCAGGAAGAGGUUCAACAUUUGAUCCUGAUAUGUCUUCUCGGUUUUACGGACCCGGAAGUGAUUCGUUUUCUUAUUUAACACGAGUUGGAGAACCUGGUCCUCGAGGUCUUCCCGGACAUAAAGGAGACAAAGGUGAGCCCGGCAUUGGAAUGAGAGGUGAGCAGGGUGAAAGGGGCAAAAAAGGAAAACCAGGAAAACAUGGUCUUUCAGGACAACCGGGGCCUAUGGGUCCUCCCGGAGAGAUUGGAUUUCCCGGUAAACCCGGAUUAAAAGGUGAUCAAGGAGAACAUGGUCAACCUGGACUACCAGGUUUACCAGGACCCCCGGGACCACCCGGACCUCCCGGUGAAUCACCAAUUGAUUGGUAUGAUAACACUAUUAGCAAUACUAGAGCUUACAGAGGAAUCAAAGGUUCUGCACCACUAUCGAGACAUGAAUCACAUGUGCAAACGGUCUAUGUGGAGGGCCCUCCCGGACCUCGCGGUGAAAAGGGUGAAACGGGACAUUCGGCUACUCCAUCAUUGAGUUCAUCGCAACUUGUGGUUCCCGGAGCUGUUUCAUUCAAAGACAUGGAUUCACUAAAGAGGGCUAUAGCUUACCCAUUGGGAACGUUGGCCUUUAUUAGUGAUGAACAGGCUUUACUGAUUCGUAUGAACGGGGGCUGGCAGUAUGUUCAGUUAGGAUCUGUAGUUCAUUCAUCAUCUGAUUUCAAUCAAAUUUCUGUGACAACAACCACAUCUACGACAGCGUCUUCUCUAUUGAACUCACAAAUUGAAACUCUGUCUGAAAACUCAAUGAGACACCACAAUCAUAGAAAGUUACGAAUGGCAUCACUGAAUAUCCCUCUUUCGGGUGAUUUUCAUGGCAUUCGUGGCGCUGACUAUGAGUGCUAUCGUCAGUCAAGAAGAGCUAAUAUGAGGGGAACUUUCAGAGCGUUUGUCGCCUCAAGAGUGCAAAACUUAGAUUCAAUUGUUCGCUAUAAGGACUCAAAGCUUCCUAUUGUUAACAUAAAAGGUGAAAUAUUAUUUCACUCGUGGAAAGAUAUAUUCACGGGUGCCGGUGCUCCCUUUCCAUUUCCUCCAAAAAUUUAUAGUUUUGAUGGAAGAAACGUAUUAACUGACUAUUCCUGGCCACAGAAGCUUGUUUGGCACGGGGCUGACAGGUCAGGGGUUAGAAACAGUGAGGCAUAUUGUGAUGCCUGGAACUCAAACAGUAUGGGCAAAAUGGGACUGGCCAGCUCACUCAUCAGUGGCAAACUACUGGAUCAGGAAAAGUAUUCGUGUAAUAAUGCAUUCAUUGUACUCUGUAUUGAAGCCACCAGUCCUGAGGACAGAAACAAGAGAAGCAUUGAUGACACCAACCGAUCCAAUAUCACACAAAUUGACGAUUGAUUCACUUAAUUUAAUUAUUUUCAUUUUUAAUAAUUAUAA
Molecule: messenger RNA, 1990 nt
Organism: Oppia nitens
Lineage: Eukaryota; Metazoa; Arthropoda; Arachnida; Sarcoptiformes; Oppiidae
Product: collagen alpha-1(XV) chain-like
Exons: 18
Coding region: 32-1951 (639 amino acids)
Source: RefSeq, a predicted model, not a curated record